Molecule: messenger RNA, 2630 nt
Organism: Lineus longissimus
Lineage: Eukaryota; Metazoa; Nemertea; Pilidiophora; Heteronemertea; Lineidae
Product: ADP-ribose pyrophosphatase, mitochondrial-like
Exons: 9
Coding region: 63-1100 (345 amino acids)
Molecular function (GO): ADP-ribose diphosphatase activity
Source: RefSeq, a predicted model, not a curated record
UCAUUUUUCAUUUUCUUGUAUGGUUUUACUAGUCCUUUAUUUCAUAAUUCUGAGGCAUCUUGAUGUUCAUUCUGAAGCUUGCUUGCUAUACAAUUGUGUGUUCAGUCCUUGUGAUCGGUUUCUCUUGCCAGUCCUGCAACCUUGUCAAGUUUAUUGAGAAACCAGAUGAUUGUAAGACCCAUGGUUACAUGCUAGCUGGAACUGUAAGAAGAGUUAUUCAGCCAGUCAGGAUGUUUUCUAAAAAGUUGAUGACGGCACAUAUGAAGUGUCGGAACGAUCCAUAUCCUCGCAAUCCUGAUGUAAAACGGUUCUCAGUACCUGAGGAUAAAGUGCCAUGGAGUGUCGAGUUCCCCGAAUAUGCACCGACAGAUUACACUGCCCCAUCAGUUCAAAGGCAGCCAGUUUGGGCUGAUUAUGAUGUUAGGGACAAAUCAAAGUGUGAAGGCAUCACAUAUCUGUGGAACGAACUGACGGAGAAGGUCGACAGACGUAGUUUAACGGGACCGUAUGAAAUAGCAGAUGGAUUACCGAGAAAUCCAGUUGGUCGUACAGGGAUGUGUUCUCGAGGUUUAUUAGGGAGAUGGGGACCAAAUCACGCGGCUGACCCUAUUGUGACCAGGUGGAAAAGAAAUGCCAAGGGUGAGAUUGUUAAAAAAGGUGAUAGACCUCUGCUGCAGUUUGUGUCUAUCCAGCGGACUGAUACUGGGGAAUGGGCUCUACCUGGGGGUAUGGUCGAUCCUGGUGAGAUGGUUUCAAUAACGUUAAAAAGAGAGUUUGGAGAAGAGGCUUUAAACACACUGGAAUGUUCUGAAGAAGAUAAGGCAAAACUAGAAGAAAAAUUACAUUCAUUUUUUAAAGGAGGACGAGAGGUAUAUCGAGGUUACGUUGAUGAUCCUAGGAACACAGAUAACUCAUGGAUGGAGACGAUAGCAGUGAACUUCCAUGAUGACACAGGAAACACAGUCGGCUUAUUUAAGCUCCAUGCGGGUGAUGAUGCUAAAGGUGUAAGGUGGAGUGAUGUUAGCAGUACCAUUAAACUGUAUGCCAGUCAUCAAGACUUUAUCAAAAAGGUUGCAGAGAUGCAUGCAGCGCACUGGUGAUCAAGGAACACUGCCAUAUAGGUUUUGUAGUAUGAUUUUAUACAACAGUCUACACUAUGAAUAACAGAUCGUAUAUUUCUGUGAUGGAAUUACAUGUAAUCAGUAGGCAAUGUCAGUGUUGGGUAUAAAUUAGCCGCAGUUCGAUAUUUCAUGGAGUAAAUCUUGUGUUAAAUGACUUGAUUGAAUUUAUAUUCGGCGCAAGUGUCAACUGAAAGGAUGAUAUCGGCAAACUGUCUGUGAAUGGAUUAUGACUAAUUCAAUACUGUUGGAUUUGGCAAUGAGGUGGCCUUUGAUUGGACAGAUUUAUUAGACUUCUGCCAGCUGCCGGUCUCAUUUAUAGCUAUAGACAAAGUGACCUGUUAUAAAGGACAGGUGUAUAUUGUCAUGACAACACGUUCAGUAGAAGGCAUUAUUGUCUGGUAUAGGUGUUAGACAACCUUUUGAAGUUAAAUUCAACCCGUCCUAUGUGUUGUAAUGUUUUGGUGUAAAAUUUGACGCUAACAAAUUUAGAAUCUCUGAUUCAAUUGUAAAGUAUGUCAUAGUGUAAGGAAAGGGUUAAUUGGCACUACAGACUUCUACUUGGUUACAUCGUCUGAAUUCUAUGGUAAAAAGGUUGUUGUAAUAGAUCAAUGAAUGCAGUUAUGUGCAUGGCUGAUUCAAGGUAACGGGCUGCAUGUUGAGCAAGUGACAUGUUAUUUUGGUGCUGACAGAUUUGAGUGUUCAUCUGAUGAAAUGGGGGAAGCACUCUGAUCGCAAGCCUGAGUGCCCAUUAUAGAAGUUAUAAGCAAAGAGUGCAUGACAAGCAAAUUUAUUGAUUUGUCUGGUCAAACAAAAUGACUGAAGACUAAAUUAGUUCAGUGUGCAACUAUCCCUGGCACUGGGCAGAAGAACAGUACUCUGCCCGACGUGUGACUCUUGCCAGGUUUUAGAUUAUUCUACGAUUGGUAGGGUGUGUUGCCACUUUGUUGAGAUUAGUUAGUAUUGUUGUUGUACAUUGAAUGUUGUGUACAUGUGGGUAGAGUAUCAGGGUUUUGUGCGAAGUUCCUGUCCAAAAUAGUAACAGGGGCCAGUGACCUCAUCGAGUGCCAAAGACAUCAUUCAACGUCUUUUAAAAUCAUCCAACCGUUAGUACAUGUAAGUGGCUCCCCAAUCGGGUUCUUUGAGUUAGAUGCUAACGGACAAGGCAAGGGCCACGACGUCACAAGUUGACAGAUCUGAUAUACUUGUACAGGGUGAUUGCUGUAUAAGCUGCAAAUGCAAUUUGAACCUCAGGCACUAAAGGAGGGAAGGGUAUUGUUUGUGCUGUCAUUUUAAUCUGUUAUUGAGAUUAUCCUUAUUCUGGUAACAGUCACGGUUGAUAUCUGUGUCACAUUUGGUUCAUGUGGACAUUGGUCGCUGGAGUUGUCCUAUUUCUGAAUGGGUCUUUCUCAGCCAAAAUAUUGUUAAGAAGUUAUGAAUGUAUUGUUUAAUAGUGGUACUUACAGUCAUUUCAAUAGUAAAAAAUAUGAAAUAAAACUAAGUGGUAUUCAA